AGUAACCGUGUUCAAGUCUCGCAUCCAAGACCUAACCUAUAAAUUCGACGUACGCAGACAAUGGGAUAAUUUUGAUUGGUACAUGACAACUGAGUUCGUAUAUUUCGCGCCAAAGUUUUCGAUAAUAUCUCUUGAGUAAACUCUCUAUCUCGUCUAUUUUCUCUAUACUUGACUUUCACUUUUUUUUGUUGAUUUUUAUUUUGUUAUUGUGUGAUUAUUUUCUGUGUCCUUUUGGAGUAUGUGUUGAGUGACUUGAGCUCUUUUUAAAGAUUUUUCUGAACAAAUUAGAGUCAAUCACAUUAACAGUGUUAAAGUGACAGUGCCUAAGUUUAACGUGCAUUAUAUCAACAUCAAAAAUGACAUUUUAGAAAAACUGAAGUAUUUCUUCUCAAACACAAGUUUCCCAUAUUUUUCUUCAUAUAAUAGUAUCCCAAAAAUCAUCACAAUCGAUUCCCAAAACGAAAUUAGCUACUCCUCAGGAGCCCCGAGCCCACCGGUAGCUGAAAAUGCAACUCCUUUUCCGGGUAGUUUUGACAGCCCUUCGCGGGGCAGUUCGAGCAGCCUGGCUAGCAGGAGUUCGCGUUUGAGGGGGCUCGGGGCGGCUAAAUGGAGUUACGAAAUGCUACCCAAUACGGAUCCUUCACCUCAAAUGCCAACGAAAGCAAGGGUCAACUUCCAUCCGGAAAUGUUAGAUAGGAGACCGAGUAGGUCGAUGUUUAUACCGAGAAGGAGUAGAAGCAUGAGCGCUUGGAGUGACAUUAGUAGAUCUAGUUGGAGAUUGGAAGAAAGGGUCCGCGUUGAAUACUAUGUCAAUGAAAAUACUUUUAAGGAACGACUGCAACUAUAUUUUAUCAAAAAUCAAAGAUCUAGUCUUAGAAUAAGAAUCGCCAACCUAUUCUUCAAGCUACUUACAUGUAUUCUAUAUAUAAUACGUGUGAUUAUAGACGACGAUCCUAUGAACGCAAAAUGUUAUGGUUGUCGGAUACGAAACAAAACCGAAUUCAUGAUAUCGGCCAAUUUAACAGAAGAAAAAUUUCAAGAAAAUCCAAUAAUAAAUUGGGACGCGAUUCUGUGGGUGAACCGCCCCCUCGAGCUUUACGUCGUUCAGGUUAUUUUGGCCAUAAUCAGUCUAUCAGAAGCUUUACUAUUGGCCUAUCUAGGAUAUAAGGGUAAUAUUUGGCAGCAGCUGAUGUCUUUCCAUUUCAUCUUAGAAAUUGUGAAUACCAUUCCUUUUACGUUAACACUUUUCUACCCGCCAUUAAGAAACUUAUUCAUACCAGUGUUUUUGAAUUGUUGGCUAGCCAAGCACGCUCUGGAAAAUAUGUUUAACGAUCUCCAUAGAGCUAUGCAGAAAUCUCAGUCGGCUCUAUCCCAACAGCUGACGAUACUUUCCGCGACCCUCAUCUGUUUAGUAUUCACCAGCGUUUGUGGGAUCCAACAUUGUCAACGAGCCGGUCAUAGGCAUCUGAACCUCUUCCAAGCCACUUAUUAUGUCGUCGUAACGUUCUCGACAGUUGGAUACGGGGAUUUUGUACCUGACAUCUGGCCCUCUCAGCUUUGGAUGGUCAUUAUGAUAUGCGUCGCCCUAAUCGUCCUUCCCACACAGUUCGAGCAAUUGGCGUUUACUUGGAUGGAACGACAAAAAUUGGGUGGUUCGUAUUCCUCACAUCGAGCACAAUCAGAAAAACACGUUGUUGUUUGUAGUACAACGUUGCACGCAGACACGAUAAUGGAUUUUUUGAACGAAUUUUAUGCUCAUCCACUUUUACAAGACUAUUACGUUGUUCUUUUGUCUCCGAUGGAACUCGAUACGACCAUGAGAAUGAUAUUGCAGGUACCUAUUUGGGCACAAAGGGUUAUAUACAUCCAAGGAUCUUGUCUUAAGGAUACAGAUUUGGCAAGAGCACGUAUGAAUGAAGCAGAGGCGUGUUUCAUUUUAGCCGCUAGGAAUUACGCCGAUAAAACAGCUGCGGAUGAGCACACGAUUUUACGAUCGUGGGCAGUGAAAGAUUUCGCUCCAAAUGUCGCCCAAUACGUUCAAAUUUUCCGACCCGAGAAUAAACUCCAUGUAAAGUUCGCAGAAUUCGUCGUCUGCGAAGAUGAAUUUAAAUAUGCUUUACUCGCUAAUAACUGCACCUGUCCCGGUGCUUCUACAUUGGUCACAUUGCUACUUCAUACUUCAAGGGGCCAAGAAGGCCAACAAUCUCAAGAGGAAUGGCAUCGUUUAUACGGACGAUGUUCCGGCAACGAAAUCUAUCACAUCAAAUUGGAGGAUAGUCGAUUCUUUGGAGAAUACGAAGGAAAAAGUUUUACUUACGCUAGUUUUCAUUCGCAUAGGAAAUAUGGCGUUGCUUUAGUGGGAGUUCGACCAGCACAACUUCCUGAAUUCUACGAAGAUACAAUCCUCCUCAAUCCCGGACCACGACAUAUUAUGAAAAAAGACGAUACUUGCUAUUACAUGAGCAUCACCAAAGAAGAAAAUUCUUCUUUCAGCGUCGCCAAUCAACAACCUACAUCCGGCGAAACAACCGCAUUACCUUCGAAAGAAGAGGACAAGACCAAUACAGUACCACCGGCUGCACCCAAAGACGGUACCACUCCUCCUCAACUCAUUCUGCAAGUCCCCACAUGUGUCACCACGUUUCCUGACAAUACAGUGACGAGUGACUCCCGACAAUGCCUCAAGGAAUCCUCACCAGGAUCUAUUACAUUCGACGUCUCCAUAACAGGUAACCAUCUAGAUAUUCCUAGAAGCGGCGGUGAGAAUCCUAACCUCCUAAGCCCCGAGAUGAUCAACCAGCGUCGAAAUUCUCGUAGACCCAGUAUUCUCCCUGUACCUGAUAUGUUCACCAGUAGUACUUUAAAUAUUGCUCAGGACGCCACUGACGAAGCUGACGAAAGCGAAGACGAACUCGAAGACGAUGUGCCUUGGAGAUCACCGAGUGAGAAAAUAGCGUCCAGUCUUACUCUAGAUGAUUCUGAAGAUUCAAGUCGACUCGCAUGGCAUGACGAAUGUAUUCGCAUCGUAAAAGGCUUCCCGCCGGUCUCCCCUUACAUCGGAGUGAGCCCGACGUUGUGUUAUCUCUUAAAAGAAAAGAAGCCGCUCUGUUGCCUUCAACUAGCCCAAGUUUGCGAGCAUUGCAGUUAUCGAAACGCAAGAGAUUAUCAAUGGCAGAACAAAACUAUCAUUUUGGCAGCGGAUUACGCUUCGAACGGUAUUUAUAACUUCAUAAUACCAUUGAGGGCGCACUUUCGAUCCAAAACGUCGCUCAAUCCGAUAAUUCUUUUGUUGGAACGCAGACCGGAUGUAGCGUUCUUAGAUGCUGUGUCGUAUUUUCCGUUAGUAUAUUGGAUGUUGGGAUCCAUAGAUUGUUUAGACGAUCUACUUAGAGCUGGAAUAACUCUUGCCGAAAACGUAGUGGUUGUAAAUAAGGAAUUGUCGAAUUCUGCAGAAGAAGAUUCUUUAUCAGAUUGCAAUACUAUUGUAGCAGUACAAACAAUGUUCAAAUUCUUUCCCAGCAUCAAAAGUAUAACUGAACUAUCUCAAUCGUCAAAUAUGAGAUUUAUGCAAUUUAGAGCUCACGAUAAAUAUGCUCUGCAUCUUUCAAAAAUGGAAAAAUUAGCAUCUGCUAGCAGUACUAGAAGCUACUAUUCACAAGACUCCGAUCAAAUAUUGAGGGAAAAAGAGAGAGGCUCCCAUAUUUCUUAUAUGUUUCGACUGCCUUUCGCAGCUGGCAGCGUCUUCAGUGCAAGCAUGCUGGAUACAUUAUUAUAUCAAGCAUUUGUUAAGGACUACGUCAUCACAUUUGUACGGCUUCUACUUGGUGUCGAUCAAGCUCCAGGAUCAGGAUUCCUCACAUCGAUGCGAAUAUCAAAAGAUGACAUGUGGAUUCGCACGUACGGUCGUCUUUAUCAAAAACUCUGUUCGACUAGCUGCGAAAUUCCCAUAGGUAUCUACAGGACUCAAGAUACCUCGAUUUCGGACUCUUCUCAUGUGAGUAUGAGCCAAACAUCAUCUCCUUGGUCAUCGUGCGUGCGUGUGCCGUCGAUUGACGAGGAUCUAGGACCGGAAAGAGUAGGUGUCACUUAUCGACCCAAGGAAGGAACGAACUGUCUCGGAUGUACUAAUAGACGGACAUCGUUGUAUUCAGUUAAUGGUAACGAUGAAGCGAAAGAUAAUCAUGAUCAGCAAAUAGAAAGAGCCGAAAUAGCUAAUCUUGUAAGAUCGAGAAUGGAAAGUUUGAAUUUACCAACUAUCGACUACAACGACGUAAGCGAGAAAAGAAACAGCCUUUCUUAUGUCAUUAUAAAUCCCAGCUGCGACCUCAAGUUAGAAGAAGGCGAUAUAAUAUACCUAGUAAGACCAAGUCCGUUUUCGGCGCAAAAAACCUUCGAAAGACACAACAGCCGACGAAAAUCGAACAUAAGUUUCUGUUCCCAAUCGCUUCUCGCACAAAUGGCGAACAGUUCGCAAGCCGGAAGUCGGAGAGGUUCAGGUUUGGGUCUUAGCGGGUAUCAAUCGCCACGACCUCCACCUCUGGCUACCACGAAAUCAAAUUCAUUAUCUUUGCCCGAUAGUCCGACUGUAGCGGGAUAUCAAAGAGGUCGAUCGAAUAGUUUGCGUGUAAUCGACGAUAUUUUACUGCGUAGGUCGAAUUCUCUGAGACAAGGACUACCGAAUAUCGGAAAUUCUCGUAGAAAAAGUAGUUUAGAAGACAUAGGCUUGAGUCAUUUCAGUACGAAUUAUUCCAAUACUAUAAAGAUCGCAUUAAACGGCAGUAUUGGAUUGGAAGUGACGCCUCCAGAAGAAAACAGUCCGCCAGUAAUAAGCAGUAAUACGGCGCUAAUAAUGAAUCCGAAUAUGCCACCUCCUAUACCAUCGGUACUCACUGGCAGUACGUUAAGUCUAUCCCAAAGCGGUCUACCAGGCUCAACACCUAUUAAUAUGGGUUUCGGAGGUAUGGGUUCAUCGGCUUACGGAGAUGUAGGAGCUACUCAACAAGCUGCUCUACCUCCUAACCCCGUUACGGAUCCACAACACCUUCAAGGGACAAUAGUAUGAUACAACCUCAUGUGGGGGAGGAGAAUGGGCAGCUUGAGAAAUAAGUGGCUCUAAAUCUUCUCGCUUCCACAGUAGGAACUCUGCGACUAUAUAGAGUGUAGUGAAAGGCGCGGAGAUAAAUUUUCAUUGUGAUGGCAGCUCUGAAUGUAGAAAAUGAGAUGUUCACAGAUUCAUGCUUUUUUGAAGGAAUUUCUAUAAUAAAUAGACGAUUAGAGCAAUUUUUAACAAGGAGUUUAAAAUGUAAAUGUUCAUUUUUGUAUUCUUGAAGAGUUUUUAGAUUCUGAUUAUUGUUCUGACAUUAAUAAUCACCUACGACGAUGCCUAAAAGUAGUUUUGUCUGCAUUACCACAAGUUUCAAUUUUUGAAGAACCGGAGUUAAGAAUUUUUUAAUGCUAACUUGUUAAAAAUUGCUCAGUUUACUUAUUAAUAACAAUAAUAAUAUAUAAAAGAUCUAUCUACAUAUAUAUCUAUAAACAAAACUUGCUUACAUCUCAUUUCUUCAAUAGGUUUUUCCCCACAAUAAGAAAUGUUAGUAACAAACAUUGAAUUUUUUUCAUAAUCAUAUUUUCAAAUAAAAACCUUUUUCGGCACUAUUUACAAAAAUCUGCUAUACAUUUUGUAACACCAGUCAAUAAGUUAACUGAUCAUUACUAAAUUAAUCGUUUUUCAUUCCGUCUAAAUAAACUACAGGCUACAUUUUUCAAAAUUAGAUUGUCGUAGUCUUAUUGUGAAUUAGAAAGCAAUAAGUGUAAUUAAUCAGCAUCGGUCACAUGGCAUCCUUCCUGAUUAAUGCAUUCUUGCAGAAAGAUUCUGAAAUUUUUCCAUAACGUCAUGAAGCAUGCGCUGAGGAAUUCUCGGGAUUUCCAAUCGAAUUCUUUACUUGAGUUUUCAACUGUCCGAGGUCGUUCUUUGUAUACUUUACUUUUCAGGAAUCAUGUUGUUCAAGUUGAUGAGGGUUUUGUUUGUUGCCUCACCCAUCCAAAGAUUUUGAACAAGCUUUUCAUUUCUUCAACCAUGCCCAAAAGAGUUUCGCAGAAUUGUCGUUGUUCAUUGCUUGAAUUGCGUAAGAGUGAUGGUGCAAAUUUGAUCCUUCGGACAAACCUGUCGGAAAUUCCAAGAACGCCACUCUACCGAUGCGCUAACCUUCGCCAGUUUUUUUCCUACAGCACGCUUUCAACAUUCCCAGUUCGAACGAAUCUCGUACCACCUUUUGAUUGUUGUUUCACCGAAUUUUUUUAACUCUAUUGAAUCUCCGCACCAGUCACCGACUAAUUGCAAUCAACUUCAAAAUGAGUACGAAAAGAUGCUGAGUUGCUACAUAGUUAUCGGUUUGGCUACUGUUUCAUGACGACUGAAAUGCUUUGAAUGCCACAUUCUGUAUUUGUGAAUCACUAAAUUGUAACUAUUUAUUUAAAGUAUGUCAAAUCAAAAAACAGACAACCAAGUGACAAGUCACAUUAUUUUGAUGGUGUUAAUUUCUCCUUUUCUUCAUUUAUUUGAUUUACAAUCAAAUUACAAUUACUCUAAAUUCCAAAUUAUAAUAGAAAUUGACAUUUAAGACAUCAAUGAAGACGACCUUCAUUGGAAAAUUGCGGUUAGAUAUACUGCUGGCCUACUUUCCGGCCUUCAUUUACUGAUCAACUCGACUUGGGUUAAAUGUACGGCAAAUAUUUCUAGCUGGAUAAAUCCUCACUUUGGCAUUCAAUGUUGGGUCCUAAUUAACAGUGAUGUUUCAUAGAAAUACACGAGGCAACUGAAGUGAAUAAUACUUUACUUAAAUUAAUACAGUAAUGAUCUAAUUUCACGAUAAAAAUAUUUAUAAAAAAAAAGAGAUUAUAUCUCUAAAACAUAUUUUGUAGAAUACAUGUUUUACGAAAUUAAUGAGCAACAGUAAUUUAGCAAAUACGUCGAUAGUAGAAGACUUUCAUAAUUAUACUAAAAUAGAAAUUCAAUAGUCGGGGAUUAACCUAUAACAUGUUGCUGCUAAUUACCAUUUUUGGCCUUAUUAACUUAUCUAUCAGAAUCUUAGACUGAUAUAAUGAAUUGAUAUGUUUCGCCGGUUUUUCAACUGGUCUAGCCAAAUUUUCUUGUAAUUAUAGUUAAACCUAUCCAAAACUACUUAGGACAGUGAAUAAAAAAUUAAAACAGUUGCAGUUCCUAGAGAGAAGUAAUUUCGAGAUUUGUACGUUUAAAUUCCUACUAUCAAUAAAAUUAGUAACUAGUAUUAUGAAAAUUGAUUUAAUAGCAUUGCUGAUGGGAUCAAAAGUAGCAUAUUAAAACGAAUGUAGUAGAAACAUCGAUAUUUUUCAAUUAUCGCAAAUAAUAUGAGUCUAAUUGAUUGUAAUUAUAGUUUGAAACUGAUUUAAAAGUGAAAAAACUGUUUUCUUGUAUUAAUAUGAUUAUUGGUAUGCAUGAUUUUGUUCAUUAAAAACAAUCCGAAAGCAAUUAGGUGUUAAAAUUGACCUCGAAAAUCUGUACUUUAAGCUAUUUGAGGUUAUGUUAUCGUAAAAUAGCAUUCUGAGUUAUUUUUGAGGUUAUUACACAGCAGAUACAAAAUUUUAAAUCUUUACAUAUGAUAAAAAUGAAAAAAGAAUUUUAUAAACAAACUUAAAAACUCUAAAUCAACACCAAUAACCUUUCAUAGUUGAUGUGCUAUAUUUUUAAUUGAAAAUAUUUCGUAAUCAGUUUUGAUUCUAUUAUUACCUCAUUUUAUUUGUGGUUAUUGGAAAAAAUUGGAGAUGAAAUUGCUUUUUUCUAGGCUGUUCUGGAAUAAAAAAAAAAACUACAACAGCUAAAGCUCAAUGAUUCAAUUUAUAAAAUGAAAUUUCAUAUCAAACCAUUCACAUUAAAAAUUAACUUCCCUCUAAUGGAUAUGCACACUUUUCAGCGAUACUUCAAACGCUUGCGAAGUUUUUCUCAAUCACUAGUUCACCCUAAUUGAAAAUAAGGUUUAGGUAAUUGAUUGCCUUGAAUUUCCAUCACUACCUUGCUUUUUCACAACGUAAAGUUGUGAAUGUAAAAGGUUAUUCAUUAUAGCCCUUAACAUCGUUAUUAAAAAGUUUUUGUAAUAAUGACUUAAUUUUGUUAAUAUUCUAUUGAAAUUUCAGUAAUGUGUACAUUUUGAAAGAUAUUGUCAGAAAAUUAUAUUUAGAAACGAAAUUUUCUUCAAUCCACUUCCAUUUCAGUUUUCCGCUCCUACUUAAUUCUCUUCUCCUUUCAUUUUUCCUCUUUUUGUUUUACGAUUUCAUUUUCUUCUCCAUUUUCUUCUACUGUUCUUAUUCCUUUUUCUUAUAAUUUUUUAUAUAAACCCAAACUUUUUUCUUUCUCAUCUGUUUUUUUCAAUUCCUUUUUCAUUAUAUUUGUCUUUUAAUAUUCCUACUGUUUUUGUUUGUGUUUAUCAUUAUUUCUCUCUCGUCUCCGUUUCUUUUUGUCUUAUUUGUUCUAUUACCUAUUUCUUUUUGUCUCCUUUUCUUUUUAUUUACCGUUCAUUCUUAAUUCUGUUUCACUUUCACUUAUUUUUUCUAUUCUCUCUCUUUUUUUGUUCAUACUUUUGAUUCAAGUUUCGUUUCUUUCUCUAAACAAUUUUAAUACGGAAUGAGAAGAAUUAAUCAUAACGAAUACGAUAGCUUAGUAAUUUUGUCAAAUUGAUUUGUUCUAAAUUGAAUUCGUUAUGAACACGAUAACCUUGUACAUUCAAACUUGUUAUUAAAAUAAAAUUUAUUCUUGCCUACCCAAAUUCUAUAUAUUUUGAAAACGAUUACAAACAAUUUUUGAUUAAAGCUUCGCAUCUUCAAUUAUCGAUAUGAAAGCUUCAUUUUGUACAUUACAUUUAUGUUUGUAAAUAUGAAUAUUAGUAUUUUUGAGAAAAUUUCUUCCACGUGACAACCCUAACAUAAGGGUUCACCAGUACAUUCGUUCAGGUAUGUUGAAUGCGGGAUCAAAUAUUGUAGUUAGAGAUUUUAAAUUUUGGGUAUCUACCUCCUUUAUUUGGAGUUGUUUCUUAUGAUUCAUAUGCCUGUUCGUCACUAGUUUUCAAAAUAGAUAAGUUUCCAUAAUUGCAAUCAAACACACAUUUUUAUUAAUAUAUAAAUUACACUACACUAUGAAAAUUCAAUUUAAUCAAAGAUGCAGUAGAAACUUUUAUACAUAAUUUUUUUGAUUUUGAAAAAAAUUUAAAACAAAUAACCAAAAAUUUAUUUAAAUCAGCAGGAUUUUUACAAUUAGAAGUGUCCUCGUCCUCCGUGUUGUUGUUUCUGCUUUAUCUUUCUUCUUCCAUUUUCCUUUUCUUAUCUAUAACUUUUUAUAGUUUUCGUUUCCCUUUUUUCUUUCUUUUUAUACCCUAUUCUUACUUUAUCUGUCUCCUUUCUAUGUUUUUUUUUUCAUUUUCUUCAUACUCUUUUUAUUUUUCCAGAUUUUUCUGUUUUUUUUUUAAUGUUUUCAUUUUUAUUUUUCCGAAUAUAAUUAAAUGGACAUAAUUAUGAAUCUACUAGAAACGUCUCUUUUUUGAUGUUAGCUGUAAAUAGUUAAGAGAUGUGAUAUCAAAUCAAUUUGAUCUUACACACACCAGUGGGUACAUUAUGGUACCAAUAAUUCAAAUGCACACAACACUUGAAAAAUUUAUAUCCAAUUCGAUAAUUAUGAAAAUGUUAUUGGAAUUGUGUCAUUUUUUUUUUAUUUUGUUAAUGUUUCAUUGCAAUUAUUAACGCCAAAAAACAAAACUCUUUUGAGGUUAGGUUAUGAAAUUCUCAAUCAAGAAUACAAUAUGAAAAAUAACUCCAAUAUUCAUAAUUAUUUUGAGCUAAUCCAGAGCAAAAAAAGUAAUAAAUGUGUAAAAAUAUAAUAUAAAAAGUUUGUUGGCGUGAUUAAUAAUCAUAAUCACAAAUUUCGUACACUCAAAAAAAUAUUCUUUGUACAUUAGUAGAAAAGCACAAUUCCAAUAUUUUUGAAAGCGUAUCUCUUGAAAUUCUAACAAUUAAAAAUUAAUAAAAAACGAAAUUACUAAAUCUUAUAAAGUCGAUAAAAUUAUACCCUGCAUAAAUUAUAAAAGUAAAAAUUUUUACUCAUUUUUUGCUAUGUAGAUUAGAUGAAACCGUCCAAUUAAAUGAUAUACAUAUAUAUAUAUAUAUAUAGGAUGUUUCAUAAUUAAAGUUCAUAAACAGGAGUAGACUAUUAGUUGCAAUGUUCAUAUCUACUUGGAGAUCCGAGUUGGUUGAAACUUACAGACAAUACAAAAAUAUAAAUUUCCAAAAAAAAAAACAUUCCAACAAAUUCUAGAAGGAAAUGGAAGUAACUAGCAUUAAGAGAAUAUAUUUUUAAAUCAUGUCAAAAAUGAAUUUGAAAAAUCUUAUAAUUGUAAAGAUGAAUCAAUCAGGGUCAAAAUUCAGUUUGGCAAUCUUAAACUCCCAAAAACUAUUAAUUUACUAUAAAUUUUCUAGUAGUAAUUUUGUUUAUUCGUUUAUGGACAAAAAUAUGAGACAUUCACUAACUUGUGUACAUAUCUGAACUUGAAGAUGAGCUAUAACUUUUGUAGAGUAAAGACUGCGGUGUGGUCCAAUAUUUUCAAAAGAAAAAAAUAUGUACACUUAUACAUAUCCAUUCAAAAUGGAAAAAUACUAUAUUUUUCUAGAUAAGGUUAUGUUAUUUAUUUAUUGAAAACGUUUUCGAUAGGAAGGAGUCACAAAAAUAUUUAUUAUUUCUUAAAAUAAAAAAAUAAUGUAAUAAUAACAUUUUAUUUCUUAUUUCCAAAGAGAAUGUAUUCCAUAUAUUUCAGAGAACUGAUUCAUGUCUCUGAUUUAUUUGUUCAAAAGUUUCACUGAUGUUUCCACCACAAAAUUAAAGUUAAAAUAUGUGUCUGUCACAUUCUUCUUCACUAAAUUUUGAACAUUUAUAUAAAGACCGUUGGUGUAUUAAAAUUUCACACAUUUCGUUUGAUUUGAGUUAGUAAAGCUUUCAUUUUUUUUUUUUAAUUAUCAAAAAGUUACUAGCUUAUUAUUUAUUUGGUUUCAUUUACUUCCUUUAAGUAUUUUUUUAAAAGUAAACACAAAUUUGAUUAACUUAUUAACCUUGGAUUAGGGUAUUUAUUAAGAAUGUAAACACACUGUUGGUCAUAGAUCUAGAAACGGAACUAGAUAGGUAUUUACACAUGAAUAUUCACACAUAAAUCAUAUGAAAAUUGCAAUAAUUAACAAAAAAUUUUUGUUUACUAAUUAAUACUUUGAAUCGAACUGAAGAAAGAAUUUUAUGAAAUCAUGUCAAGUAAAUAUUGAAACUUGAAGGUUUUGUAUAUAUAAAUAAUUGUGUGCCUUCUUUCAAUCAAGAAGCUUUGACUAUUGCUUUAAAUAUUGAUAACUAUCAUAAGUGAAAACGUAACUGGUAGAUAAUAGCUGUAAAAUACAUGUACAUUACAUCUAGUUUAAAAUGUAUUAUUACAUCAAAGAAUUAUCAUCAUGUAUAUUCGAUCCAAUAUUUAGGGAUAUUAAAUGAUUAUACGAAAUUGUGAUAAGUAUAAAAAUAUUAAUACUGCAAAAAGGGCAUGUAAUUGUUAAAAUGUGCACGUUCUAAAUUUUAUAAUCCAAAGACAAAUAAUAUUGAUUUUUGUUGAAAGGAUACAUAAAAAUUUUAUUAUGAUUUUUAGGAAUACACCGAAACGUCUGGUAAUAUUUCCUGGAUUCUCUUGACAUUUAAAAUAUUUCCAAAUAAUAAUUUCAGAUACUAGAUAAUUGUCGAGAGAACACUAUUUUACUACUUUCUUUACUGGAUAUAUUUUAAGCUAGAUUGAAAGAUUCAAUUUCAAAAAUUUUAUUAAUGCUUGAUAUCCUUUAGAUAUAUAUAUAUAUAUAUUCGAUAUAUAGCAUAUUAGGGUAUUAAAGAAUAUCGUUGAAAAUACUUAAAAACGUACAUUUGGCAUACAUGCACGAACAUUUUAUUCAUCUUCAAUAGAGUGGAAGAAUCUUUAAUACGCUUACAUUUCAUUAAUUGUAAAGUACUGUCAAUAGCACAUUAUAUACAUUGUAUUUUC
Messenger RNA from Diorhabda carinulata, 12080 nucleotides. RefSeq names its product potassium channel subfamily T member 2. Gene Ontology annotation, biological process: potassium ion transport. The record is from RefSeq and is a predicted model, not a curated record. Gene Ontology annotation, molecular function: intracellular sodium-activated potassium channel activity. Gene Ontology annotation, cellular component: membrane. Bases 620 to 5062 code for a protein of 1480 amino acids. Lineage: Eukaryota; Metazoa; Arthropoda; Insecta; Coleoptera; Chrysomelidae. The transcript is spliced from 27 exons.